GGGCCGUAGAAACAACGAGCGGGAGCACACGAUACUCGUCAAAUUCGAAUCUCGAGUUUGCAGUUGGGAAUUUGCGGAAUGCUGGCAACAACGUGGUGGCGCGCCGCAAGCCAAGGCGAUGUCAAGCGUCUGGGUCGUGUGUUGGCCCUCGAGCGUGACGAAGGCUGGGUGCAUCGGACGCACUUUGGCUACACGGCGCUGCAUCUCUGCGUCUGGGGCGGCCACGUCGCAGCAACGGCGUUUCUCUUGAGCGCUGGCGCCGACCCGAAGGAGCAUGUGCACAAGCCCUCGGACGAUCACGUGCAUGGCAUCUCGUCGCUGCACUUGGCGACGCGCGAUGGCCACGUCGACGUGGUGCGUCUCCUGUUGGCGUCUGGUGCUGCGACCGACGAGCGCUUCCUUGGUCGCACUCCGCUGCAAGUCGCAUCCGAGCACGGGUACUUUGAGAUCAUCGAGCUGCUCGUGCGCCAUGGUGCUGCCAUCAACGUUCAGGAUACGAACGGCCGCAGCAGCCUGCACAGCGUGGCGGCGUGGGGCUAUGCGCGCGUCGCCCGGCUCUUAUUAGACCAUGGCGCUAGCGUGCACCUCUUUGAUGCGAAGGGCACCAGCGCGCUGUUUGCGGCCACAGAGAGCGGCGAUGUUGCCACGACGAAGCUCCUUCUCGACACGGGUGCACGCUUGCACAAUGUCAAGUCGCCGAUGACAUUGCAUGGCGUUUUUGCCGACGCACUGGAACGCUGGAUCCUUCAAUGCAAGGACCAUGGCGCACUCCUCGACCUCGUCGGACGACUCAACGAUGGUGGUCCACUGGCGGCGCUCUCGGUGCUGGUGCUCAACGGCUUUGUGCUCGAAGCCUUGCGCUUCGUACUUGCUGUCGGGUUGCACCCUACGCACCAGACCACAUUUUUGCGCGCGCUAGCUGCGUGGGCCAUGGACCACAACCAGCUAACACUCGUCCAGUUCUGCCACGACUGCGGCGUCGAGUUGUUGAUUUGACAAAAAAGAAACGUAUUUACAUCCA
Molecule: messenger RNA, 1021 nt
Organism: Saprolegnia diclina VS20
Lineage: Eukaryota; Oomycota; Saprolegniomycetes; Saprolegniales; Saprolegniaceae
Exons: 5
Coding region: 79-996 (305 amino acids)
Molecular function (GO): protein binding
Source: RefSeq, a predicted model, not a curated record